Molecule: messenger RNA, 2097 nt
Organism: Acomys russatus (golden spiny mouse)
Lineage: Eukaryota; Metazoa; Chordata; Mammalia; Rodentia; Muridae
Gene: Nedd1
Product: NEDD1 gamma-tubulin ring complex targeting factor
Exons: 15
Coding region: 107-2080 (657 amino acids)
Biological process (GO): mitotic cell cycle; microtubule nucleation
Cellular component (GO): spindle pole; pericentriolar material; ciliary basal body
Molecular function (GO): gamma-tubulin binding
Source: RefSeq, a predicted model, not a curated record
UUCCGGCCGCCCAAGUUUAACAGUCGAGGCGGGAGCCGGAAGCGCAGCGAGGAGCGGCUGGAGCUGGGCCCCCUCCCUUGUGGCCCCGCGCCUGAGAGGUUCAGUCAUGCAGGAAAGCCUCAGAUUUGCUUCAUCAGGAGAUGAUAUUAAAAUAUGGGACGCUUCAUUUCUGACAUUGGUGGAUAAAUUCAACCCGCACACGUCACCACAUGGAAUCAGUUCAAUAUGUUGGAGCAACAAUAACAACUUUCUAGUGACAGCAUCUUCCAGUGGUGACAAAAUAGUGGUGUCAAGUUGCAAAUGUAAGCCUGUCCCACUUUUGGAGCUUGCUGAAGGGCAAAAGCAGACAUGUGUCGAUUUAAAUUCUACAUCGAUGUAUUUGGCGAGUGGAGGCCUAAAUAACACUGUUAAUAUUUGGGAUUUAAAGUCAAAACGAGUUCAUCGGACUCUUAAGGAUCAUCAAUGUGAGGUAACUUGUGUGGCGUACAAUUGGAACGAUUGCUACCUCGCGUCCGGCUCUCUCAGUGGUGAGAUUAUUUUACACAGCGUAACCACUAACACAUCCAGUACACCUUUUGGCCAUGGCAGUAAGCAGCCUGUCCGGCGCGUGAAGUACUCCUUGUUCAGGAAGUCUCUGCUGGGCAGCGUCUCGGAUAAUGGAGUGGUGACUCUGUGGGAUGUGAACAGUCAGAGUCCAUACCAUAGCUUUGACAGCACACACAAAGCCCCAGCUUCAGGCCUCUGCUUCUCGCCUAUCAAUGACCUGCUGUUUGUGACCAUCGGUCUGGACAAAAGAGUCAUCCUCUAUGACACUUCAAGUAAGAAGCUAGUGAAAACUUUAGUGGCUGACGCUCCUCUGACUGCAGUAGAUUUUAUGCCGGAUGGAGCCACUUUGGCAAUUGGAUCUUCCCGUGGGAAAAUAUAUCAAUAUGAUUUAAGGAUGCUGAAGUCACCCAUGAAAACCAUCAGUGCCCACAAGACAUCUGUGCAAUGUAUAGCAUUUCAGUACUCCACAUCUCUGACAAAGGCAAGUUUAAAUAAAGGCUGCUCAAAUAAGGCCGCAGCAGUGAACACACGGAGCAGCAGCACUAGGGCCACGCAGAACUCUGCAGCUGUCAGGGACGCGUCCGCCCCUUCCAUUGCCACAGUUCUCCCACAGCCCGUGACAGCGACAGCUGUGGGCAAAGGAGCAGUAGCUGCACAGGACGAAGCGGGCUUGCCUCGAAGCAAAAAUACAGAUAUCUUAUCUAAGGAAGCAGAUGGUGGAAAAAGCCAAGAUUUCUCCAGCUUUGAUGAUACUGGGAAGAGUAGUUUAGGUGACAUGUUCUCACCUAUUAGAGACGAUGCUGUAGUCAACAAAGGAGGUGAAGAAUCUGUAGGGAAAGGAGAUGGCCUUGACUUCCUACCUCAGCUGAACUCCAUUUUCCCCCUGAGAAAACCUCCAGUCACUUCCAGCACUCUGGUCCUGCACUCUAGCCCUCUUAAUGUCCUGAUGGGGUCUCCAGGGAAAGAAGAAGAUGAAAGUCACAGUCUGACAGCUGAGCCUAAGAAAACACACCUAGGGAAACAGGAACCUAAGGACCCCUUGAAGCAGUUUACAAAAUUGAUCUCCUCUGGUGCUGAACCUGGAAUUCUAAAUACCUGUCCAUCGUCUAACCAAACAAGAAAUCUUGAAAAACUUGAAAAGCCAGAGAAAGAAAUUGAAGCCCAGUUGAUACAGGAGCCCUCCAUCAAUGGACCCUCAACUCCAGUGCCAAAGGCAGCAUCCUCCGUCACUGCUGGAGUAGCCAGUUCCCUCUCAGAAAAAAUAGUGGAUACCCUGGGGAACAGUCGGCCGAGUGCACCGCUCAGCUCCGUUCAGAUCCGCUUCAUUCAGAACAUGAUACAGGAGACGCUGGAUGACUUCAGGGAAGCUUGCCAUAGGGACAUUGUGAAUUUGCAAGUGGAGAUGAUUAAACAGUUUCAUAUGCAACUGAAUGAAAUGCACUCUUUGCUGGAAAGAUACUCGGUGAAUGAAGGCUUAGUGGCUGAGAUCGAAAGGCUGCGAGAAGAGAACAAAAGGCUCCGGGCCCACUUCUAAAGACCCAGGGUGCCUUA